AUCCUAGGAUCGCGAGGAACUUGAAGCACUUCAAGGAAGGUCGUAUAUAUUAUCAGAUUUCUCCGCUCUUAUGUCUCGUCCAAGUCCAUUUUUAUUCAUAAUGUCUUUCUUUCACAUGGGACUUAUGCCAAGCGGCGAGAAUUCGCGCGCCAUUACCGAUGUAAAUAACAAAUACCACAAAGUGAGUUCUCUUCUCAAAGCUCGCGACGACCCAUUUCAAUAUUCGCUUUUGUAAAAUUCUCAGAAUAUUCAGCAAAUGCAAAAUAAUAUAACACGAUUUUUCUAAUGCAAAUAAUUUCGAAGGUAAUGAUUUCUAUUCGAAACGCACGCGCGGAGGUAUACUAAACGAAGUUGAAGCGAUGUUAAAUUUUCACAAAUAUAUUAAUCGGUAGCAAAUAUAUUAAUUUGUAAAUAUAAUAAAAGUAUAAGAAUUUUUUUCCAUAUAAUUAUAUUGUGAUUAUAUUAUUUAUUAUAAAAUGAAAAUUUAAAUGUUCUUAAUAUAAAGAUGGAAUAUAUUACUUCGGAGGAAAAUCUCUCUCGUGCAAAUUUUUCGUGCAGCCGCGUUCCCUUUGGGUACACUUCAUAACUUCAUAAUUUCGUUCAAAUGUAAAACGAAAUUAAUUAUUCGAUUGGAGGGAAUAUUAAUAUAAUCGAUAAACACAUCGUGUGUUUAUUAGUGUGCUAAUUAGAACGUUAAAAAUACACACGCUUUACAUUACAUGCCCGUUACCAACUGAACGCACACGGUUCGUUCGUACGAGAAGAGAAUCACGUGGGAGAUAUUUUUUUUCGUUCAAGAGAGUGAGAGAAAGAAAGUUUGACGUUUCAACAGACGCGCAGAGAUCGAGAGAAGAAAAUAAAGUGAGACGCGGAUCGAUAAAAAAAAAAAACGCACGAUGGUGACGGGAAACGUGACGACGACGACGACGAUGAUGGUGUGACCUCACGGGACACCGGAUAUAGAGGGAAUAGGAAGCGCGGAAAAAGGAGCCGCCGCUUGCCGUCUUGUUGGAUCCUCGACAAUUUAGGCGGCGGCAGGAUCAAAGGUCAUGGCGACCCCACCGGACUCGCCAGGACCGGAAGAGGCGUUCUUCGAGUUCGAGAGCACGAGGGCGAGGCAUCAGACCACCAGGCCGGUGCCUAUCGAGGAGCUUCUACGACAGACCAAGUUCUCUCGCCAGGAGAUCCGAGUCAUGUAUCGCGGCUUCAAACAGGAGUGUCCCGAGGGAGUGGUGCACGAGGACUCGUUCAAGGACAUUUAUGCGAAAUUCUUCCCGCACGGCAACUCCAGUCCCUACGCCCACUACGUGUUCAAGGCCUUCGACGUUAAUUGCAACGGGGCCAUCAGCUUCAGGGAUCUUCUCGUGACACUGUCGACCUUGCUGCGGGGCAGCAUUUAUGAAAAAUUGAGAUGGACCUUCAAACUAUACGAUAUAAAUGGCGACGGCUGUAUCACCAGGGGCGAGUUGGGCGAAGUCGUGACGGCAGUCCACGAACUCAUGGGUAGGCGACAUCAAGCCGAGGAGGAGAGGAAGGCGAGGGAGCAGCUGGACAGGGUCUUCAAGAAACUCGAUCUCAACCAGGACGGUGUUAUCACGAUCGAGGAAUUUAUCGAAAGUUGUUUGAAGGACGACGUGAUCACACGAUCGCUGGCGAUGUUCGAUUGCGCGCUUUGAUCUCCGGCUAAGGACGAGCCUCCAGCAACAACGGUUAGCAACACGACACCGCCGACGCCGCUCUCGACGACAACGUUCUCGCAAUCCCUGUCCCCGUCGCCGCCACCGCCGUCCUAUUCCCUGCUGCCGCCUAUCCCGCCGCCCUUGCCCUCUCAACCGCCACCCGGGUACACCGUCCAGGAUCAGGAGCUCUAUCUGCUCCUAGCUGCUCACUGGUGGAACCAACCGGAGGCGCCGCUCUUUUGUUGAAGGGCAACGCGAUAACACGGCUCCUUAUGACAUAGAAUAACAAUCGAGGUCUAAGUCUGUGGAAUCGGAGAAUGAGCAUAUUGUUAUCCCUUUGUUCUAAAACAUCGCAGUAUGAGAAUACGAAGCAAAAUGUUAUCUUCAUCCUCGCAGAUCGACGGAAGUUUAGGGGCUCAAGAAAGCCGCUUCGAAGACAACACACGAGAUAAGACUGCCGCUUUAUCAUUGCGACAAUCUUGUGGAGAAAUGCAACGAUUCUGCGACGACGAGAUUCCGGAUUUGUAAUAGUUUGGCAAUCGACAUUUGGCGUCAAUUUUUGGCAAGAAUCAAGCGGAAUUAUGCAAUCUACGAAGUUAUCUUCGAUCCAAGGUCAUAUAACUGACAUUAAUAAAUGAGAUAAGUACCUGGGCUCUCUUCCAUUGCGAUCUCAUAAUCAGAUACGAAGAAUGGUGUUUAAAGAGGAUAAUCUCGAAAAUAAUAAAAAGAUAUCGCGCGAAAGCUCAAAUAAGAUACGCGCGAUCCCUUUCUAUGUCUUGUCACGAGCAGAUUCUGCUAUCGAAAAAUCUGUUAUCGCGGAUCUGCCAAAUCGUAAUGUUGUGGAAUCUCGGGACGAUGGCGAUAAAAACGGCGGUAAAGUUCAAUGCGUGGUUAUAGCACGAAAACGAGAAUCAUAAAUCGCUACAAAUGUCAAAAAGAAUAUUUGUAGAACAUCUGGAAAAUAUCGCAUUCAAUGUCUUGAAUAACAUUCGUGUUAUCUGUACAAUUCUGCUCGUACGAUAGGUGUUAAACACAAAAAUUAACGAAUCGAUUGCGUGACUUUGCGUUGCUGAAAACGACGCGUCCUCGUGAUCACGCGAUUCAAUCUUAAAUACGCGUUUCCUCUCGUUUCAUACUUAAAUAUAUUCUCUCUCAAUGCUUCACGUGAUCGCGCUAUAUAAAAUCUCUUGCAUCGAGAAAUUAACAUGAAUCCUAUUGUAGAUUGCUUUAAGUUAAAAAAAAAAAAUUAUAUGUAAACAAAUUUUAUACAUAAAUUAUCUUUUUUGCCGAAUUUAUUUCAUUAAUUUUAAAACUCUAAUAUUUAUUUAUUUGUUCCAACAUCCCGUGUAAUAUCCGUCAAUUUUUUUAUAUUCUCCCCAGUUUUGUAACUUCAUCAUGAUCGCGUGGUCGCGGCGAUUAUAUGUCGUGAAUAGCAAUUGCGAGGCACGGCAUAUUGAUUAUAGUUUCGACGUGAUGACAUGAUGCCGAUUUUCCUUGAUUAGAUCGUUAAUCGCACGAUCGUUGACGAUCAUAAAUAUCACACGUACGUAUUUUUCGUCAGUAGGUUCGUAGAUUGAUACUUCAUUAUGCGUCCUUUUUUAGAUUCGAUUUCUGAUGAGCCACGCGCAAGCGUUCAAUAUUUAUUCAAAUAAUACGAAUUUUUCAUACACCUAAUUCUUAUAAAAUAACACAAAUUUAUAUCGCGAUUGAUAUAUAUUUUUGUUUAUUAAUAGAAAUUGUUAAUACAAUCUCACUUUUUAUACACUUAGCUUUUUCGACUUGUCGCGACAAAAUAUUACCACAAUAUUAAAGUGGUUUUUUUUUUUUUUUAUCAAACAGUACAUCUUCGAUUUUAUCAGUUUUUCUCUCGAUACUUUUCUUGCGGUAAUUGCGAUAUUUAUCGCAUUCAAUCAUAACGGUACUGAAACAGUGACGAGAAAUAUUGAUCGCUUGCGGACUCCUUAUAAGCGUCCAUAGUGUGUAUCAUGUAGGUGUACGUGCGUGAGAAGCAUCGAUUUUCUAAUAUAUCCAUUAUUGCAAAUCGUAGGCGUGCGAGCGUGCGAGCAAAUGUCAGACUAGCGAGUAGCAGCCCGAGUGGCAAUUAUUAAUUAUCAAAAUCGAUUACAAUGAAACACCAAAAGAGCUACUACUAUAGUUAGCUGUUAUUUAAGUAAACAGAUAUAAUAAUAUAGUGCGAUUUAUAUAGUUAAGAUAAAUUCGCAAUUAAAAAAGAGAGACAAAAGAGAAAAAGAAGAAAACGCGGUCGUCGAAUAAUUGGCGUUUACGAUCGUACAUUGGAAAAAUUGCAUUAUUUUCCAGAAAACACUAUCAAUACGCUCUAUAUAACACAUAUACGCAAUUACAUGUACCUUUUUCAAAUAAAUCCUACAUCCCCGUUGUUUCGUAUCAGGCAGAUACGGAUCGUCGUUGAUCGUCGUUGCAAUUUGAUCGUUCGUGAUUCAUCGAGUUCGCGCGCGUCAAGUGUAUUUAAUCACUUAAGUCUGCUCUCCAGGAGAAGAUCUCGUUACUGAGUGAAGAGGUGAGCACCUUUGGCUGCAAACUAGCUUUCACGAGAAUCAAGAAUAAGCGAGCGUUGCUAAGCUACGUCUGCUAAGCGUCUCUAUAACAACGAUUAAUAAUGACGAAAUCACCGUUUCCAAACGAGCGCAAUAACAUUACUAAAUUUAUGAUAGAUCCAUAUAAUACAGGGAUUCGCGUAUGUACAAUAUACUCUUCUUUUUUUCUCUUUAGGAUCUCUUGCAAUUCUCUUUACACACGAUUCUCCUAUAUACUUUUACAUAUAUUAUAUACCCGAUACCGCAUUUCGAGUCCGCGAUCAUAUUCAGCGGAGAGUAAAAAACUAUACGAUCAUCAAACGUCAGAAAACUAUACGAUCAUCAAAUGUCAGAAAACCAAACUUGGCAUAAAGAUAUACGUACACUACCGGUCAUUAAUUUGUAAACGCUUACAGAAAAAUUGCGAAUAAUGGGCGAUCUUCCAGGCAAGAACGUGCAAUGUUCAUCCAUCAGAAAAGAAUCACUUAAUAUAUAAAAUAAAUCAAGUACAAUGCUUUUAUAUCGGAAAUUUGAUACUCUGUGAGCAUUGUCACAUUAAUGACCGCUACAUAAACUUGAAUGAUACGAUUGAUUGAAUUGAAAUCUAUUAGCAUUUAAUGCUAUAUCAAUGCAUGCGAUCAACAACAAAACUGCUGCAAUUAAUGCCAGGAUAACUGGUCGAGCACUGACAGAUUUAUAUUUCUUAGGAUAUACGAAUGUAUACUAUAUUUUCGAAUUUAGAGCGGUUAAUGUAAUCUUGCUGAUAAUGCCCGGACAUCAAUGCGAAAAUGACAUCAAUCGAAUGAGGGAUAAGAUCAUGUUGUUCGUUCCAUCUCGAAGAUACCGAUAUACAUAUUUAUUAUAUAUAUCUUCCUACGGUCUCUUGUUGAUGUAAAUUUAUACAUAUAUUGCGUUAGCGCUACGAAGAUAUGUAUAGUCAAAGACAUUUUUCGGAAAUACCUACACUUAUGUUAAAUCUGCCAGCACAUUAAUCAAUUGUGCGCUGUAAAAUUUGUUACGUAAUUUGAGAAUCUUGGUAAAACUACAAACCUCAUUUUGAAACUUUGAGCCGAACUUUUCGAGCGGACUUUUGCUAUUAUUCGCACACUAUUCCAAAUUUAAUUGAAUCGCGCAAGCAUAAACAUCGGGAUAAAUUGACACUUCCCUUUGCUUUUGUACGUAUUUCGAAGUGAAAGAAUAUAAUAUAAUAUCCUAUAUGCCCAUAAAUUGUACAAACACGGAAUACCGUAUAUUUUUUAUAAAGUUUUGUUAUUUUUCGCGCGUGAGGCACGAAGCGAUAUUCGAGCUCUCUAAAAGCAUUUCUAUUGCGCAUUUAUUGCGUGUGAUAAUCAAUUUUGCAAUCUGAUGAAAAAAAGAAAGAUAAAAACACAAAUUCUUUCCUAAAAAAAUAUUUGUAAAGCAUAAAAAUAAUGAGACAAUUGCUACUAUUGCCCACAUAAACGUUGAUAUGCACAGAUAUGCGAUUUUUAUUUGAAUACAAUUGAUAUUUCGCGUUGCUUAAUAUUUAAUAAUUAAUAUCAAAAAGAGACACCUCUCUCUUUCUCUCUCUUUAUAAACUAUGAACCAAGAGAGACAAAACAUUACAUACACAAAGCAGAAUAUUUGAAAUAUGCUGGCUUCCAAAUGAUGUAUCCGACAUUAUACGUAUUUACAAGAUGUUAUAAAUUGUCGAGAUAAAUUGUCACAAUGUUGCCUGAAAGAUAAAAAUUAAUGAUACCACGCGCUGGAUAUACGUUAACGGUAAAUUAUUAGAAGUAAUUAGAAACUUUCGGUUAAAGAUAAUUUUGCUUCUUACUUUUAAAUAUAUCACACAGUAUAAAUUUUUCUUAUAUAUACAUAUUCUCUCUUUUUUAUAUUAUACUCUUUAGUUCUCAAUUGCGAUAGAACAAUAUUGCAUGUGUAUGAAAAAAUUCUGAAUCUAUUAUGUUAGAUCAAUUUAAGAAAAUAUAUGGAUUAGACAGCGAAGUAACAUGUAAGUUACCUGCAGAAGCGACAGAAAAAUAUAACUCCAGGAAAUUUUGCCGCGAUACUAAUUCGUUCCCGAAUAUCGUUAAAAUAUUUCAUUAAGAUAAUGUCAUAUCACCGAAGGCGUGCGUCUUAACAAAGAUGCGUCAAACGUAAAUAUAUCUUUAAUUAAUAAAUAGCUGAUUUUUAAUUUGGAGGGUACGUUUGAGAUUGGCCUUCGAUUGUCGGGAACGGUUGGCCAAUGAACGGAGGCGGUUCUACGUAGCAAACUGAAUGCGAUAAUCCUCUGAAAGACGAUACAAAAAUGGAAAAAAAGAGAAGAGCUAACUGAAAAGCAACCUAGUCAAUUCAUUACUUUUAGAUUAAUCGUACGAUUAUAAAACUCUUGCGUGACUUUAAACUUAAACUUAAAUUGUCAAAAUAUUAUAUUAUGAUUAGACAUUAUCAAUUACUAAGCGAGGGACACUUAGCAAGCGCGGAACGGUCAUCAGUCUUCAUCCCGUAAACGUGCGAUAGUCACACAUAAAUGUGCAUAAAAUAGUCAACAAGAUUUGCGGAGCCAUCCAUAUUCGAGUAAAUUAUUUCGACUUUCGAAUCUUUAUACAUUGAUCAUUAUGCCAGUUAAUUAAACAUGCAUGUAUCUCUAUUAUUAUAGUGUAUAUAUAUAUAUAUAUAUAUAUAUAUAUAUAUAUAUAUAUAUAUAUAUAUAUAGUACAUAUAUAUGAUUAUAUUAUUAUUAUUCUAUAACACGAUAUUAUCUCUCUGCAAUCUAAUUAUACUCUGUUAAUAAAUUAGUUUGAAUGAAUAAAAUUUAAAUACUUUAUAAAUUUUAAAUUGUCUGAUUGCAUUAUCUUAAAGUGUUUUCUAAUAUUUGUAAUAAUUUUUAUCGAUGUGCAGGAACAAUGAAAAGAAGUUUUCAUUUUGAUUCGAAUGUAGAAAUACAUUGGAACUCGAAAUAUCUAGAUAGCUCCCGAAUAAUAGACUAAUAUUGCUCGUGAAAAGAAUGUCACAGUUUAUUACAAUAGUUAAAAUCGUUACGUAAUAUCACUGGUUAUAUAUUAGAAAUGAUACAAUUGUUAAGCUUGGAAGCACUUUUUUAUGGUGAAGUCUCACAGUUAGAAAUUUAUGAUCGAUAGUGAUAAUACAGAAUACGUUAUACUACAUAGCGAUUAUGCAGAAUGCGUUAAUUAUAUUGUCUCAUACUGCCAACUGUAAAUCAUCAUAUGUAGUUUCUAAUUAAUGACAUCGAUAGGUAAUCUCUAGUUAAAGAUUAUGAGCGUAGGAGUGGGUGAUUUCUUUCGGAACACUUUAACGAAUCGUCGAAAUCUUUGCUAUCUUAGCUGUCAAUGCUUCAUUUUUACUUAAAGCAAUUGUAAUUUUCCAUAUACAUACAAACAGCAUGCGCAGCUUUUAUUUUCGCGAGAUUAUUUUUGCGAGAAAAUUAAAAUUGCUUUCUCUUAGGAGGAAAUUUUUCUUACGAGGACUUUUGAAAAAUAUUUAAUUAGAUUAUAUCUCUCUUUAUAUCCUUUUUUUUAGUUUUGAUUGAAUACAUUUUGAGAAGAAAAUUUGCAUUUUAAAAAGCCCUCAUAAAUACUUUGUAAGUUACGAUCGUCUUAGUAAUUUUUGAGAUAUAUAAAAAGGCCGAUUAGAAAUUAUUAUAAUCACCAUUGUGAUAGUAAUAGGUUUUAGUAUAAUACAAAAGACGAUAAUUCGACGAUUGCAGCGCUUUAGUUUUAACUUUAGUUUUAGAAACGAGGAGCAAACAUCAAAUUAUGUCACGCACAAGGCCCAAAAUUAAAGACCGAUGUAACAAACUAUUCACUGCUUUUAAAUAAGAAAAUAAGUCACCAAUAAAAAGAGAUAUAUAUUUAACGUAAUUAUUCGCAUUUGAAAAAGACAUUAAUCGAAAGCUAAUGAUAUUCAUAAUUUUCUCCAUUAAAUGUUAUGAAGAAAUUCUAACUUUUUAUGUGUGUUACUUAUAUAUAUUUUUUAAUUUACGAAUAUAUAUACAUACAUAUAAAUUAACUAUUUUACCAUUUUUAAAUAACUCUUGUUUAAUCAACACAAAUUCUGCAGAUUUGACAAAUGUCAGCAGUGUAUAACGCCAAUCAUUUUUAUUGGAUUUGUCCAACUCUUGCAAAGCGUGAUUAAAUUCGUCACACAAAUCAACUACUCGUUUGACGUAGACGCGUAAUACUGGACAUGUGCAAAUCACGGCUACAGCUUAAUUACUUUACCGGUAUAAACUCGUUGGAAGUUUCCGAUUGUUCUGGCGCGUAAAAUCGAUUCAUUUCCAAUCAAAUUCUAACGGAUAGAGGCGAAGAGUGUUCCUGUGUUAUCAUUCUAAUUAUAUCUUAAAGCGAUAUUUUAUAGAUAUCUUAUAGAAACAGCGAUAAAAAAAAAGAUUGCAAUAAGCGAGAUAUCAUUGUAUUGUUAGCCAUUUUCCACACGGGUGGUAAUAUCAAUAAAUGUUAAAUAUAUCAAAUUAAA
Cataglyphis hispanica is the source of this 8710-nucleotide messenger RNA. Its product is annotated as Kv channel-interacting protein 1. Lineage: Eukaryota; Metazoa; Arthropoda; Insecta; Hymenoptera; Formicidae. The record is from RefSeq and is a predicted model, not a curated record. Gene Ontology annotation, molecular function: calcium ion binding. Bases 1050 to 1676 code for a protein of 208 amino acids. The transcript has 6 exons.